Messenger RNA from Lates calcarifer (barramundi perch), 1318 nucleotides. Its product is annotated as olfactory receptor 10A3-like. The transcript has a single exon. The record is from RefSeq and is a predicted model, not a curated record. Gene Ontology annotation, molecular function: G protein-coupled receptor activity; olfactory receptor activity. Gene Ontology annotation, biological process: G protein-coupled receptor signaling pathway. Gene Ontology annotation, cellular component: membrane. The coding region runs from base 368 to 1294 and encodes 308 amino acids. Lineage: Eukaryota; Metazoa; Chordata; Actinopteri; Centropomidae.
CAAUGUAUUGUUACAUCCCUAGUUGUCGUACUGGUGCUGAUAACCUGACCUGUUCUGGAGGGAUAUAAAAGCAGCAGUUGACCACUUCAGUCUGCAGCUCAGCAGGGGAACAGGCUUGUCUUUAAACAGUCAGUGAGGGUGGGGAGUUUGAUGCCUGGGUAAGUUCACAUUUCAUUUGACACUGGAAAUGAAAAAGCUCAUGAAGCUGUGUUGGUAAGGUGUCAGUAUGAAGUUCAGAAACAUAAUGUCACUGUUUGUCUUAAAAUGAUGCCUUUCAGUGAAACAAAGAAGCUUAUUGUGGGGGGUUAGUGAUGAGAAAUGUUUUCAGUAUUAGUACACUGUGCUUGAUUUGUCACCUAAAACAAAAAUGAUAUUAAAUUCAAACAUCUCAACUUCAUCUCACUUUAUAUUUGGCGCUUAUUUGCAUCUUGGAAAUCUGAGAUAUCUCUACUUCAUGAUAACUGGUUUGCUUUAUGUUUGUAUAGUUACUGUCAACACAUCUCUGAUUGUGAUUAUCUGUAUGAACAGAAGUUUACAUGAACCUAUGUACCUGUUUCUGUGCAGCCUGUUUGUAAAUGAACUGUAUGGUAGUACAGGGUUGUUUCCAUUCCUUCUGCUUCAGAUCCUCUCUGACAUUCACACUGUUUCUGUUCCCUUUUGUUUCCUGCAGAUUUUCUGUGUGUAUACAUAUGGAAGUAUAGAAUUUUUAAACUUAGCCGUCAUGUCUUACGACAGAUACCUCGCUAUUUGUCAUCCUCUACAAUAUAACACACGAAUGACAUCAACUCAUGUCGCUGUUUUCAUUUUUGCGAUAUGGUUGUACUCUUUUGUGAAAUUCUUAAUUACUUUAUCCUUAAACAUCCGUUUGUCGCUUUGUGGAAACAUCAUAAACAGUUUGUAUUGUCAUAACUACCUUGUUGUGAAGUUGGCUUGUUCAGACACUGAGGUGAAUAAUAUCUACGGAUUGUUUGGUAUUGUUCUCACCGUCGUAGUCCCUCUGCUUCCAAUCCUUUUCUCUUACAUUAAAAUUCUUAGAGUUUGUUUUUCUGGUUCUAAACAGACCAGACAAAAAGCUGUCAGUACCUGCACACCUCACCUUGUGUCUCUGAUGAACUUUUCUUUUGGCUGCUGCUUUGAAAUCCUGCGGAGUAGAUUUGAUAUGACAGGUCUACCCAGUGUGCUACAAAUCAUUCUGUCUCUGUAUUUUCUUAUCAUACAGCCACUUCUGAAUCCUAUCAUGUAUGGAUUACAAAUGUCCAAAAUACGACAAACGUAUAAACAUCUCCUCUGUUAAAAAUGUUGACUGCUCAUAAAAAUA